AUGGAACCCGCAGAGCUGCCUAGUUUUAUAUCGACCUUCUUCAGCAUGUCUCCGACGCGGCCUGCUGGCUCUCCAACGCCAACGCCGCCGGUUGUCCUGGAAAGUGAACCUGCUUUGGCCCUUCCCUCCCAGUGUGCAGCAGUUUCGAGUGGACAAGAUAUUCACCAAGUUCACUGUCCGGCUUCUUCACCCGACGAGAACGAGGGCCUUUACUUUGAUCAAGGCAGACACCCGUCUUCUUGGCACGAUCCUUCUGCCGCAUCCCCUGCCUCCUGCACUCCUUGGUAUUACCCAUCAUCUCCUAUUCCUCACAGUGUCCACCCGUCACCUGCCACAGAAUCGCAUCCUUCCUCCACUGUCCAUGUCGCCUUACCAUCACUGAAACGCAUUCGUCCUUCACCCAUACCUAACACGCACGCUCGCGUGUCUCCUACCCAUUAUCCUCCUUCCCCAACUCCCUAUGUCCAACCCACCCAUGACAGAGAAGGUUAUCCACUGUCGCGAGGCUGGUCUUCCGUCUUGCCGUGUGGAGGACCCGCUCCGGUUGGCAUCCUGUCGCAGUGCUCGCCAACUGACGGCUACGCAGGCACUGACCAUGGAAGUAGGGCAUUUAAACCUCCAGUAGAUCGCAGCCGUUACUGUCAACAGGUCUCUCCAGGGCCUUCGACUCCUACGGGGUCCGAGCCGGCUCCUGUAAACCACAUCAGAUCUGAUGCUACCCAGGUGUCCGGGUGGAAUUCCGCAGGGGCCGCAGUGUUGCAAUCAAUGCCUCCUGUUUGCACUACGCCCACAAGGACGCCCAGAGGGGUUGAGUGCGAUCCCUACAACUUCAUCUCCUCUCCGCGUUAUGAGAGCAUUCCUACAACGCCCUCGUUAAGUAGCUCUUCGGCCUCGCCAUCGCCGCUUCCAAACCAAAGCCUUCACUUCCAGACCUAUGUUAAAACUGAAGCCUCUACCACUCCAGCUGCGAGACCCCCUGGCACGAGAAGCACUUUUGGAGACCAUCUGCCCGUGCCCAUGUCUCUUUACAGCAAUGGUUUGAGGAAGAUGGGAUGGUGCGAGGGCUUCUGUCCGAAGAAAGGAAGGAAGACAAGCAUGGUGUGUUCGACAUGUGGAGUUAUGCUGUGUCUCGACUGCUACGCCACCUACCACAGGGCUGAUAUGUAA
Messenger RNA from Penaeus vannamei (Pacific white shrimp), 1167 nucleotides. RefSeq lists its product as uncharacterized. The record is from RefSeq and is a predicted model, not a curated record. NCBI's taxonomy places the organism in Eukaryota, Metazoa, Arthropoda, Malacostraca, Decapoda, Penaeidae.